Messenger RNA from Naumovozyma dairenensis CBS 421, 2271 nucleotides. RefSeq names its product Emc1p (gene EMC1). Gene Ontology annotation, cellular component: EMC complex. The coding region runs from base 1 to 2271 and encodes 756 amino acids. NCBI's taxonomy places the organism in Eukaryota, Fungi, Ascomycota, Saccharomycetes, Saccharomycetales, Saccharomycetaceae. Gene Ontology annotation, biological process: protein folding in endoplasmic reticulum. The record is from RefSeq and is a predicted model, not a curated record. The transcript has a single exon.
AUGGCACCGUUGACUAUUUUUUUUCUGCUGUUCUUUUAUUUGAAAAAUUCAAUUGUUACUGCAGUAUUUGCUGAUGAAGCUUAUACGGUAGAUUGGCAAAUACAGAAUAUCGGAACCUACAAUUGUGUUUUAGAAAAUUCGCUCGAUGAUAUAUUGGUUAUUUUGUCAGAACUCGACAGCAAGACUUUAUUAGCCUAUGUGAAUGAAACUGAUGGUUCCCUAAUUUCAAGAAAUCUAUUAGAUUAUAAAGUAUCGGAUGCCAUGAUGAUCCCAAAUUCUGCUAAUUUUGUUUUACAGAACGAUAAGACAGGCAAAUUAGAAACCUAUGAAAGUUUACAUGGAUACCCCGUUCAGAAUUUUACCAUUGACCUUACAGAUUUUAAACCUUCUUGUAAACCGAACCUCGAGAACAUUAAACGUUCGAAUGAAUUGAUCCAAGUGAUUGAUCCUGAAUCCAAAUUGACGCUAUUCCAUGCUAUCUUACCAGCAACUGUAAAAGAUAUCGUACUGCUUUCUACUAAUUAUGUAUCCAGUUUGAAGGUUUUUUCAUUACUUGAUAAUUCCAGCUACGUGUUUCAAUCUUACAAUAAUGGCGAAUUAGUAAACGAAUGGACUAGAAAUGAACUCUGGAAUGAGAUUAAUGCUCAUACUGUAGUGGAAAUUGCUGAUAAAUCAAUGGAAAAUGUAUUAGAUGAAAUGAUAAUCGAAAAUAAUACAUCGAACCCAAUAUUAGCAUAUUUUACUAGGUUGACUAUGAAUUGGAAAAGAUUUUUACAAUUGAUGGAAAGGAAUGGCUAUAAUCCAGGUAGAGUGUUGACUGAUAUCUUAUCUUUGAAUAAUAACGAAGAGUUUGACUCAAAGUUUAUUGAAAAUCAAAAUUUGAAGUUUGGGUUCUCUAAAUACUUAAUCGUCGCCACUGAAGCAAAUGAACUUAUUGCAUUAGAUAUUGUUCAUAACGGUAAAAAGGUCUGGUCUCUAAAGACUAAAUUGACAAACAUAAAAUUCCUUGAUUUUGUCCCCACCACUGAUAAAUUGGUUGUAGUUGCAGAGGACGGUAGUUUCGAGAAAUAUGAUUUAUCCAACAGAAACAAUCCCAAAUUCCUCACUAGUGGAAGAGUUGCAGUAAAUGACGUUAUAUCUUUUAAAAGAGUGACCGAUAAAGGAUUAGAAAACGAUUAUUAUUUGGUUAAAAGUAAGGACGGUAAAAAAGCCACCAUAAAUCUUGGGGGUCAGGAUAAAAACAUUAACAAUUCAGAUACGAUCUAUGUAACAGAUCAUGAUAAACAUGGUGUUACUGGUUACGUUAUGAACUCAGAAAAUGGUGAACUUAUACAUACUUGGAGUUUCGAAUUAUUACCAAACCAAGAAAUUAUAAACUUUGUUGAGAAGGAUAUUUCAACAAAACCAGUAUCAAUUGCGAAUGUUCUAGGGAAUAGGGACGUCUCAUAUAAGUAUUUGUAUCCAAAUCUGGCAGCGUUAAUUAUUACCAAUAAAGAUACUGGCGAAAUCUAUAUCAACGUCAUCGAUACCUUAACUGGACAAUUGUUAGUUAACGAAAAACAAGAAGACAAACCAGAUUUCAAUCUACCUAUCAACUUGAUAUUUGGUGAACAUUGGAUAAUCUAUUCCUAUUUUAGUUCUGAGCCUGUUCCUGAAACAAAAAUUGCUGUGAUUGAAUUAUAUGAAUCAUUGAUACCAAAUCAAAGGUUAUCCAAUCCAGAAAGUGCUGGUAACGCGUUAUUGGGUGCAAACCUCCCAGAAAUUGUAAGCAAAUCAUUUUUAUUCCCCGAAAUAAUAAAAACAAUGACAUUGUCUAAAACGAAAUUUGGUAUCUCUGUCGAUGCAAUUAUUAUGGAAUUAGAAAGUGGCCAAAUAACGUUUAUUCCAAAAUUUGUUUUAAAUGCUAGACGUAAAGAAGAGAAAGAUAUGACCGAUUCAGACAAGAAGGAGUUUAUGGCAAGUCCAUAUGUGGCUGCAAUUCCAAUUAAUGACCAUUUCGUAAUUACACAUUUUAGAAAUCUUCUAAUGGGUGAAGGCUCUAAAAUAAUUUCACUUCCAACAAAUUUAGAAUCCACUAGUAUUAUCUGUGAUAUUGGUAAUGAUAUAUUCUGUACUAGGAUUUCCCCAUCUGGACAAUUUGAUGUUAUGAGGCCAAAUUUUGAAAAGGGCAAAUUAUUAGUAACAAUGAUCGUGAUGCUUCUACUAUGUUACUUUAUCCGUCCUUUCGUUAUUACCAAGAAGUUGAAAGCAAUGUGGCUAGUUAAAGAGUAG